Molecule: messenger RNA, 1313 nt
Organism: Brassica oleracea var. oleracea
Lineage: Eukaryota; Viridiplantae; Streptophyta; Magnoliopsida; Brassicales; Brassicaceae
Product: probable cysteine proteinase At4g11320
Exons: 4
Coding region: 35-1147 (370 amino acids)
Cellular component (GO): lysosome
Molecular function (GO): cysteine-type endopeptidase activity
Source: RefSeq, a predicted model, not a curated record
CAAAGUCUCAUUAGCUUUGAGCCCCAAAGUGAAAAUGAGUAGUCCUAAAUCAGCCACACUGAUCUUCUUAGUAUCAAUGGGUAUCGCAUCUUGCGCCAUGGCCAUGGACAUGUCCGUUUCCUCUGAUGACAACCACCAUGUAAUUGCUGCUCUCGGCUGCCGCAACAGCGGUUUUGAUGCCGAGGCAUCGUUGAUAUUCGAGUCAUGGAUGGUUGAGCACGGGAAGGUGUACGAGUCCGUCGCCGAGAAGGAACGGCGUUUAACUAUUUUCGAGGACAACCUUCGUUUCAUCACUAACCGAAACGCUGAAAACCUUGGUUAUCGGCUUGGUUUGACCCGGUUUGCAGAUUUGUCGCUCCAUGAAUACGGACAAGUUUGCCAUGGGGCUGAUCCGAGACCACCUAAGGACCAUGUUUUCAUGACUAGCAGCAACCGAUACAAGACUAGUGCUGGUGAUGUGCUUCCUGAGUCUGUUGACUGGAGGAAGGAAGGUGCAGUUACUAAAGUCAAAGAUCAAGGCCAUUGCAGGAGUUGUUGGGCUUUCUCGACGGUGGGGGCAGUGGAAGGCUUAAACAAGAUCGUGACAGGACAGUUAGUCACUUUGUCCGAGCAGGAUUUGAUUAAUUGUAACAAAGAAAAUAAUGGUUGCGAAGGAGGUAAAGUCGAAACUGCGUAUGAGUACAUAGUUACCAAUGGUGGUCUUGGUACAAACAACGAUUAUCCUUACAAGGCUGUUAAUGGGGUCUGCGACGGCGGCCUCAAGGAAAACAACAAGAAUGUUAUGAUUGAUGGGUAUGAGAGUUUGCCUUCCAACGACGAGCUUUCUCUAAUGAAAGCGGUUGCUCACCAGCCUGUAACAGCCGUUAUCGAUUCAAGCAGCAGGGAAUUUCAGCUUUAUGAAUCAGGAGUUUUUGAUGGAACGUGCGGAACAAACCUAAACCAUGGAGUUGUUGUGGUUGGGUAUGGAACCGAGAAUGGUCGUGACUAUUGGAUCGUGCGAAACUCAUGGGGAAACACUUGGGGAGAAGCUGGCUACAUGAAGAUGGCUCGCAACAUUGCAAAUCCAAGAGGAUUAUGUGGUAUCGCGAUGCGAGCUGCAUACCCCCUCAAGAACUCGGUUUCUGACGAUAUAAGGUCCAUGGCCUAAUAAUAUGAACUAAAUGUAUGUGUUAUGCGAGGGUUCGAGUGAGCGAAAAACCUAUUCGACUUUGAAACAGAAAUAAUGUAGUCAAUGGGUUUUAUUUUGUAAUAUAUUUUGUAACUGUUGAUUUGGAGUGUUGUAAUAUUUAUGAAUAUUUCGUUUGGGAUGAAUA